UACAGUCCUUUCGCGCUCUCCCCCACUGGGAAGCCUCGGCAGAAGUUGAAUUGAUCCAUUCGAUUGAUGCACGAGAUAUCUACCGCGCUUGAUCAUAAACAAUAGAAGUUGAAGGUCAACACGAAUCAAUCGAUCAAUCAAUCUUUGAAAACCAUCUUAGAAAUUUCUCUUUCGCUCUGAUUCUCUCUUCCUCUUCUCACCAGUUCUUCGAUGGUAACAACCUCUUAUUCUUUUCAGAUUAUUCCAUUUUCUUUGAUUUCGAUUGUCAACAUUCUAGGGUUUCUAGUUCAUAUAGUUUUUACAAUCCUCAUGUCUCUUCUGUUCUGUAGCAUUCAGUGGAUUGCUCUGAUCAGUCAUCGUCUGUUAUUAUUUGCGGGAAUAUCAUGAAAGGGUUGGAAUUUUGUUCUUCUCGAGUUCUCUCGUUUGAGUUAUGAUUUUUGAAUUCAGUUUGUCAUUUUAGAGGCUCUGUUAAAAAUUUGUGUCGUGUAAGUACAAUGGGAGGGGUCUGUUCGGCCGGGUUAACGAACAGAGGUACAGUGAAUUUGAUCAAUGGUUCCAAGAACGUUGCAAAAAUCAAAAGGAUUAAGAGCUCUCGAGAGGAGACAAAAGAUGAUUUCUCAUUUUCUGAUGAGAAUGUUUAUGAAACUACCCAAUCAAAAGUCGAUUUUUGCGAGCUAUCCAUCUCUUGUGAAUUGAAGUCGCAGCCACCACCAUCAAGGACAUCGUCCAGCAAGGUGCCACAUAUGAGCUCAAUUUUGGGAAGGGCUCGCAUUGUUGGACUAGAGAGGGCUGUGGAGGUCUUAGACACACUUGGAAGUAGCAUGUCAAAUUUGAACGCCAGCACUGGAUUUGUUUCUGGGAUGACUUCAAGAAAGAACAAAAUGUCUAUCUUGGCAUUUGAAGUAGCUAAUACAAUUGUCAAAGGUGCAAAUCUUCUGCAAUCUCUGUCUAAGGAAAGUAUACAGUUCUUGAAAAAGGAGAUCCUACUCUCAGAUGGGGUACAACGAUUAGUGUCAACAGAUAUGGAGGAAUUGCUAAGAAUUGCCGCUGCUGACAAAAGGGAGGAGUGGGAUGUGUUCUCCAGGGAAGUGUUUAGGUUUGGGAACCUAUGUAAAGAUCCUCAAUGGCACAACCUGGGUCGCUGUUUUCAAAAGCUGGAUUCAGAUACUACAACCCACAGGCAGAUCAAAGAAGAGGUAGAAAUGACAAUACAGGAACUAGCAACUUUGGCCCUGAAUACUGCUGAAUUGUACCAUGAGUUACAUGCAUUGGAUAGAUUUGAACAAGAUUAUCGACAGAAGGUGGAGGAGUUAGAGUCCUUGCAUCUCACUCAAGGAGGAGAGAAUCUCAUGAUAUUGCAAAGUGAACUAAAACACCAAAGAAAGCUUGUGAGGAGUUUGGAAAAGAAGUCUCUUUGGUCAAAAAAUUUGGAAGAGAUCAUGGGAAAGCUUGUUGACAUUGUUACUUUCAUUUAUGAAGAGAUCAUGGAAGCCUUUGGAAAUAGUGGUACAACAUUGAUUAGCAAGGAUCCAAUUCACAAAUCUCAAAAAUUAGGUGUAUGUGGUCUUGCAUUGCAUUACGCCAGCAUCAUCAGUCAGAUAGAUAGUAUUGUGUCUCGGCGAAGUUCUCUUCCUCCUAAUGCAAGGGAUACACUGUAUCAUGCAUUGCCUCCUGGUGUUAAAGCAGCUCUACGUACUCGAUUACAGUCAUUUCAGGCCAAGGAAGAGCUUACAGCUUCUCAGAUCAAAGAUGAAAUGGAAAAAACGCUAAGAUGGCUAGUGCCUGUAGCUGUAAAUACAGCCAAAGCACAUAAAUCUUUUGGUUGGGUUGGAGAAUGGGCAAACACUAGUUCUGAGUUCAAGAAGAAGACAUCUGCACCUAAUAAUCUGUUGCGUCUUCAGACACUCUAUCAUGCAGACAGGGAGAAGACAGAGCUACAUAUCCUCGAGGUGGUAACAUGGCUUCACCGUCUGAUCAGCCAAGUAAGAAGCAGAGACUAUGGAUUCAAGCCACUCUUUCCUGGUCGAUCCCCAACACAUAAUGUCCUAUUUUUAAGGUCCAAAACCCAGCAAGGCUCAUUACCAAUGUACAACAAUGGUAAAAUCAAUGGUGAAGCCUCGCUUUUACGGCCGGAAACCAGUAGAAGCUCAUCCCCAGUGCCAUAUAAUGGUAAAAGCAAUGGGCUUUUACGGCCGGAAACCAGUAGAAGCUCUUCCCCAGUGCCAUACAAUGGUGAAAGCAAUGGUAGAGCCCUGCUUUUACAGCCUGAAAUCCAUGAAAGCUUAUCCCAAAAGCAUAAUAAUGGGAAAAUCAAUGGUGAAUCCCUGGUUUUACGGCCUAAAUCCCAUCAAAGCUCGUCUGCAGGGAAUAACGAUCGUAAAACCAAUAGCAAGGUCCUGUUUCAGAAUUUACAGGCUGAAACCCAACAAUAUUUAUCCCCAUUGCAUGAUGAUGGUAAAACCAACAUCAAGAAGUCACAGCCACAGCCUGAAAACCAGCAAGACUCGUCUCCAUUGACAAGUAGUAGUAAAAUCAAUAGUAAAACCAGUAAAAAGGUUUCUAAAUUAUCUCAAGAAGACAGAGAAAUGUUGGAAAGGAUCAAGUGGAGAAGGCUGGUUCCUAGAAGAAGCAAAAGCCUGGAAUUCAGUGUGGGCAAGAAGGGAGGGAAGCAAAGUUUGAGGCUGAGCAGGAGCACUGGUAACUCUCCUAUGAGCUCAGUGCAUCUCAAGACGUUGACUGUACCAUGACUGACAUUUUGGACGUGAUGGGUGGGCUGAGUAUCUCUUCGCAUGAUUUGCAUUUUUUUCUCAUUUCCCAAUUUCAGUUUUGCAUUCGAAUCACCCAACCCCAGAAAAGAAAAGGAAAGAAAGAAACAGGGAAGAAAAUCCAUCUAAUUUUUGUAUUUCCUUUUGACUUUGUUCGGUUCUGAUGUAAAUAGAUGUUUUGUUUAUGGUUUCCUUUUGUGCUUUAUAAAUAAUAAUUAAUUAUAUUGGUUCCGAAGAAAAAUUUAUGCC
Messenger RNA from Macadamia integrifolia, 3014 nucleotides. RefSeq names its product protein PSK SIMULATOR 2-like. Gene Ontology annotation, biological process: positive regulation of growth. NCBI's taxonomy places the organism in Eukaryota, Viridiplantae, Streptophyta, Magnoliopsida, Proteales, Proteaceae. Bases 495 to 2747 code for a protein of 750 amino acids. The transcript has 12 exons. The record is from RefSeq and is a predicted model, not a curated record.